Messenger RNA from Opisthocomus hoazin, 1464 nucleotides. The record is from RefSeq and is a predicted model, not a curated record. Lineage: Eukaryota; Metazoa; Chordata; Aves; Opisthocomiformes; Opisthocomidae.
AUGUGGACGAGCUGGCUGGACACCUCGCAGAUGGAUGGAAACUUGGCCGGAGAGCUGGGGUGCUGGGCCAGGGUCCAGUCCAUCUGUGUCUCCCUUCUCAAGGUGCCUCUGAUGUUCGGGUUCCUGUACCUCUUCGUGUGCUCUCUGGACGUGCUCAGCUCUGCCUUCCAGCUGGCCGGAGGCAAGGUGGCCGGGGACAUCUUCAAGGACAAUGCCAUCCUCUCCAACCCAGUGGCUGGGUUGGUGGUGGGCAUCCUGGUGACAGUGCUGGUGCAGAGCUCCUCCACCUCCACCUCCAUCAUCGUCAGCAUGGUCUCCUCGGGGCUGCUGGAGGUGCGCUCGGCCAUCCCCAUCAUUAUGGGCUCCAACAUCGGCACCUCUGUCACCAACACCAUCGUGGCCCUCAUGCAGGCUGUGAGCGGGUACCUGCACCACGUCACCCGCCUGGUUGUAGCCACCUUCAACAUCCGCAGUGGGAAGGAUGCCCCUGACCUGCUGAAGAUCAUCACGGAGCCCUUCACUAAGCUCAUCAUCCAGCUGGACAAGUCGGUGAUCACGGGCAUCGCCACAGGGGAUGAGAGCCUGCGCAACCGGAGCCUCAUCCGUGUCUGGUGUGGCCCUGCGCCCCCACAGGUGAGGGGCCCAUGGCCCUGCUUGGGCCACCAAACGAUCCUACAGAGGGUGGGUGAUGGACAGGGACUGGCUGAGGAUGCUGUGGAGCUGUUGUUCCUGGCCGGGUCCCUCGUCGUGCUCUGCAUGUGCCUCAUCCUCCUGGUCAAACUCCUCACCUCCCUGCUCAAGGGGCAGGUGGCCAAAGCCAUCCAGUAGCUCAUCAACACUGACCUCCCGCACCCGCUCAGCUGGCUCACUGGGUACUUCGCCAUGGUGGUGGGCGCUGGGAUGACCUUCGUGGUGCAGAGCAGCUCUGUUUUCACCUCGGCCAUCACACCCUUGAUCGGCCUGGGGGUGAUCAGCAUAGAGCGUGCCUACCCACUGACCCUGGGCUCCAACAUCGGCACCACCACCACCGCCAUCCUGGCCGCCCUGGCCAGCCCAGGGGACAAGCUGGCCAGCUCCUUCCAGAUUGCCCUCUGCCACUUCUUCUUCAACAUCUCCGGCAUCCUGCUGUGGUACCCGCUGCCCUUCACCCGCCUGCCCAUCCGCAUGGCCAAGGCGCUGGGCGAGCGCACGGCCAAGUACCGCUGGUUCGCCGUGCUGUACCUCCUCGUCUGCUUCCUCCUGCUGCCCUCCCUCGUCUUCGGCAUCUCCAUGGCGGGCUGGCAGGCGCUGGUGGGGGUGGGCGCACCCUUCCUCAGCCUCCUCUUCUUCGUGGGGCUGGUGAACGCGCUGCAGGCGCGCAAGCUGAAAAGCAGAGUGCCGGUUCCCCCACCGGCCACCACCAGCUCUGCUGGGGACACCAGGACCCCUGCAUUCACUGCUCCAGCAGCGCCCCAUGGCCGAUGA